CACGCGACUCCAAGUCAAUCCAUUGGCAAGGCAGGCAGCUUCUGCUGUCCAGACAGAAAUGGCGAGCGCUACUUCACCGGUUUCCACAUUGUUCCACGGCGCUCACCCGCUGAAGAAGCUCUCGCCUUAUCUUCCCAAAUCCCUCCAUCUCCAUUCCCGCACAGCCAUUCUCCCUUUUUCCUCUUCCUUCUGCCUUCUUCGCUCUUCUCCGCUUCUCAACUCUCGCAGCCCUCCAACCAUUGCUCCCGCUUGUUUUCUCAAACUCGGCCCCAUUAAAACCUCCCUUUCGUCCGCUUUCGAUUCUCUUCUCAUUCUCUGCACUUCCGUGGCUUUAUCUUCCGCCCUAUUUCUUGCCGAUGUGGACUCCGCCUCUGCCUUCGUGGUCACUACACCCAGGAAAUUGCAGACCGAUGAGCUCGCCACUGUGCGUCUCUUUCAAGAGAACACCCCCUCUGUUGUAUACAUAACCAACCUUGCCGUCAGGCAGGAUGCGUUUACGUUGGACGUGUUGGAGGUUCCGCAGGGUUCUGGGUCUGGCUUUGUUUGGGACAAAGAGGGUCAUAUUGUAACCAAUUAUCAUGUCAUCCGCGGUGCUUCCGAUCUCAGGGUCACUCUUGCUGACCAGUCAACUUAUGAUGCAAAAAUUGUUGGCUUUGAUCAAGACAAGGAUGUUGCUGUCUUGCGUGUUGAGGCGCCGAAAGACAAACUCAGACCCAUACCUAUUGGUAUUUCUGCUGACUUACUUGUUGGUCAGAAGGUGUUUGCGAUUGGAAACCCGUUUGGACUUGACCAUACUCUUACAACUGGCGUAAUCAGUGGACUUCGUCGAGAAAUCAGUUCUGCUGCUACUGGUCGCCCAAUUCAAGAUGUUAUACAAACAGAUGCUGCAAUUAAUCCUGGUAACAGCGGAGGGCCACUCUUGGAUAGUUCUGGAAACCUCAUCGGGAUAAAUACAGCUAUAUAUUCUCCAUCAGGCGCAUCCUCGGGUGUUGGAUUUUCUAUUCCAGUGGAUACUGUAAAUGGCAUUGUUGACCAGCUGGUGAGGUUUGGAAAGGUCACAAGACCUAUUCUGGGAAUUAAGUUUGCACCUGAUCAAUCGGUGGAGCAGUUGGGUGUUAGUGGAGUUCUUGUCUUAGAUGCACCUGCCAAUGGCCCGGCUGGGAAAGCAGGCUUGCUGCCAACCAAACGCGAUUCAUACGGCAGGCUUAUUUUAGGUGACAUAAUAACGUCUGUGAAUGGUAAAAAGGUUACUAAUGGAAGCGAUUUGUACAGAAUUCUUGACCAGUGUAAAGUGGGUGAUACGGUGACGGUGGAGGUCUUGCGAGGUGACCACAAGGAGAAGAUCCCUGUCGUUCUUGAGCCAAAGCCUGAUGAAACAUGAUGGUACAACAAUCCUUCAUGUAUAUACAUUCCACAUGACAGGAAAUGCAGCAAUUUUAUGUGUAUAUUCUUGGGUUGUUUCCUGAUGAAAGGUCCAACUGUACAUAUUGAUUCUGGCAAAACUAAUCAUCCUUGCGUUAUGAAUUUUUUUUAGAUGUAUGAAAAUACUGACCACGUCUAUGUUUAAGAGUAUUAUUAUUAUUACUACCACCACUCUUAUUA
Messenger RNA from Neltuma alba, 1602 nucleotides. Its product is annotated as protease Do-like 1, chloroplastic. Gene Ontology annotation, molecular function: serine-type endopeptidase activity; protein binding. The transcript has 8 exons. The coding region runs from base 59 to 1381 and encodes 440 amino acids. The record is from RefSeq and is a predicted model, not a curated record. Gene Ontology annotation, biological process: proteolysis. NCBI's taxonomy places the organism in Eukaryota, Viridiplantae, Streptophyta, Magnoliopsida, Fabales, Fabaceae.